Ctenocephalides felis (cat flea) is the source of this 297-nucleotide messenger RNA. Its product is annotated as oxidoreductase-like domain-containing protein 1. The record is from RefSeq and is a predicted model, not a curated record. Bases 50 to 283 code for a protein of 77 amino acids. Gene Ontology annotation, cellular component: mitochondrion. The transcript is spliced from 3 exons. Lineage: Eukaryota; Metazoa; Arthropoda; Insecta; Siphonaptera; Pulicidae.
UAAUAAUAAAGAAAAUAAUAGUGAAAAAGAAAAUGAUCAGAACAAUUCAAUGCCUGAAGAGCCAACAACUUGCUGUAUGUCAGGCUGUGCAAAUUGUGUAUGGAUUGAAUAUGCAGAAAAAUUAACAAAAUAUUAUUUAGCAAAAAGUAAAGAUCUAAAUAAUUCAAAUGAUUUUGCAAAAGUCAAAAGUCACAUUUUAAAUAAGGUAUCUGAUUCUAAUAUGCAAGCUUACUUAAUGAUGGAGCUUCGGAUUCUAGAGAAAAAAAUUCAAGAUAAAACUUGACCAUAGUCUGGCAC